GCUGCUGGCUGGGCUGGCUCAGCCAAACCCCGUGGCGGCCGAGCCGAGAGGGACACUUGGACCAUCUCCUGACCUUUCUGAGCAAUGCAAGGGGAAAACCAGCCAUUGCUUGUCUCUGCUGAAGGAGAUGCUCAGUCCAUGGCACAAAGAGGGUGACCAAGAGAAGAGCCACAUGUAAGGAUAGAAGGGUCAGUGAUGACCCCAGCCUCCUCUCAGCUCCCCUUGUGAUCCUGGACAAGGAGAACAUGGAGAUGAAUCCCCAGAGGCAAACAGGGGCGGAGGCGCCCACCGAGCCCCUCACUCACCCGUGCCGGCCGCGGAGCCGCUCCCCACCGCGCUACUGGGUCAGAUCCAAUCCAUACCAAGCCAACCUGCUUCGAGACGGCGUGCGGAGGUACCUGCAGCUGCCGGCAGACCAGACGGUACUGAUACUGCACGCCAAAGUCGCACAGAAGUCAUAUGGCAAUGAAAAAAGGUUUUUCUGCCCCCCACCUUGUGUUUACCUGAGCGGGCCAGGAUGGAAGUUAAAACAAGAGCAGAUAAAAGCCAGGGACCUGGGAGAGGCGGGUUUUCAGGUGUGCGGGUACAUGGGGCUGGACAGCAUGGGCAGCAGCCUGAUGGAGACCCAGAAGCUCAGUUUCGAGGAGCAACCAGAUGCGAAGGGUUUCGGCUGUGCCAAGGCGCUGUACAUCUCGGAUGCAGACAAGCGCAAGCAUUUCCGCCUGGUCCUGAAGCUCUUCUUCAGCAACGGGCAGGAGAUCGGCACCUUCCACAGCAAGCUGAUCAAGGUCAUCUCCAAGCCCUCGCAGAAGAAGCAGUCACUGAAGAACACGGACCUCUGCAUCUCCUCAGGCUCCAAAGUCUCCCUCUUCAACCGCCUGCGCUCCCAGACCGUCAGCACCCGCUACCUCUCUGUCGAGGGGGGAGCCUUCAUCGCCAGCGCCAGGCAGUGGGCUGCCUUCACCCUCCACCUGGCUGAUGAGCGCUGCACCCGGAGCGAGUUCCCUCUGCGGGAAGGGUAUAUCCGCUAUGGCUCCGUGGUCCAGCUGGUCUGCACGGCCACCGGCAUCACCCUGCCUCCCCUGAUCAUCCGGAAGGUGACGAAGCAGUACGCCAUGCUGGACGUGGAUGAGCCCAUCUCCCAGCUCCACAAAUGCGCCUUCCAGUUCCAGGGCAGCGACCGCAUGUACCUGUGUCUCUCCACAGAGAAAGUGAUCCAGUUCCAGGCAUCUCCCUGCCCGAAGGAAGCCAACCGGGAGCUGCUGAAUGACGGUUCCUGCUGGACCAUCAUCGGCACUGAGACGGUGGAGUACACCUUCAGCGAGAGCCUGGCCUGCGUCCGCGAGCCUGUCAGCCCCGUGCCACUCAUCGCUGCCCUGCAGCUCACGGGUGGUGGGGACGUGGCCAUGCUGGAGGUGCAGGGGGAGUAUUUCCACGCACACCUCAAGGUCUGGUUCGGAGAUGUGGAAGCAGAGACGAUGUACAGGAGCCCCAAGUCCCUCAUGUGCGUCGUCCCAGAUGUCUCUGCCUUCGGCAGUGACUGGAGGUGGCUGCGAUACCCCAUCACGGUCCCGCUCUUGCUGAUCAGGGAUGAUGGCCUCAUCUACUCCAGUUCAUUCACGUUCACCUACACCCCGGAGCAGAGCUUCAUCCCAGGGCAGCAGGUCCUCUCAGAUGUCCCCCAGGACUCAGACAAAUUACUUGACAGCAUCCAUCAGGAGUUCACCAGGACCAACUUCCACCUCUUCAUGCAGAGCUAGCAAGCUGGGCGGGCAGAGGCUUGGCCUCGCCGCCAGCCCUGGGGAAGGGGAGCAGCCCUGAGCCCUGCCGGGGUUCCCCAUCCAGGGAAGGAUGUCAGGGUCCUCCCCACGCAUCAAACGCCCACCACGUUACUGUGAUUUGCUGACUUGUCUCUUCUUCCUGGCAGCACCUCACCCUGCUGAGGUCUCACGUGAGAGUGUCAAUAAAUCAGGCUUG
Messenger RNA from Grus americana (Whooping crane), 1977 nucleotides. It is a transcript of the gene RBPJL, whose product is annotated as recombination signal binding protein for immunoglobulin kappa J region like. Gene Ontology annotation, biological process: regulation of transcription by RNA polymerase II. Gene Ontology annotation, cellular component: nucleus. Gene Ontology annotation, molecular function: DNA-binding transcription activator activity, RNA polymerase II-specific; RNA polymerase II cis-regulatory region sequence-specific DNA binding. The coding region runs from base 246 to 1760 and encodes 504 amino acids. NCBI's taxonomy places the organism in Eukaryota, Metazoa, Chordata, Aves, Gruiformes, Gruidae. The transcript has 12 exons. The record is from RefSeq and is a predicted model, not a curated record.